Molecule: messenger RNA, 3007 nt
Organism: Echinops telfairi (small Madagascar hedgehog)
Lineage: Eukaryota; Metazoa; Chordata; Mammalia; Afrosoricida; Tenrecidae
Gene: FMO2
Product: flavin containing dimethylaniline monoxygenase 2
Exons: 9
Coding region: 109-1710 (533 amino acids)
Molecular function (GO): NADP binding; flavin adenine dinucleotide binding; N,N-dimethylaniline monooxygenase activity
Source: RefSeq, a predicted model, not a curated record
CCACAGCGCACAACCCGCUGAGCAAACUGGUCAAACUGGUGAGGGGUCAGCGUGCCAAAAGGCAACAAACAAAGCACUGAUAGAUCGGUCAAUUCGUGACAAAAGACCAUGGUAAAGAAGGUGGCUGUGAUUGGAGCUGGCGUCAGUGGCCUGAUCUCCCUCAAGUGCUGUGUGGAUGAGGGACUGGAGCCCACCUGCUUUGAGGGGACUGAAGACAUCGGAGGACUUUGGCGGUUCAAAGAAACUGUUGAUGAUGGCCGAGCAAGUAUCUACCAAUCGGUCAUCACCAACACCAGCAAAGAAAUGUCCUGUUUUAGUGACUUCCCGAUGCCUGAAGAUUUCCCAAACUUCCUGCACAACUCAAAGCUUCUGGAAUACUUCAGAAUUGUUGCCAAGAAGUUUGAUCUCCUCAAAUAUAUUCAGUUCCAGACAACUGUCCUCAGUGUGCAAAGACGCCCGGAUUUCGCCUCGUCUGGGCAAUGGGAGAUUGUUACAGUGAGCAAUGGCAAGGAGCGAAGUACCGUCUUUGAUGCAGUUAUGGUUUGCAGUGGGCACCACAUCCUACCCCACCUCCCACUGCAGUCAUUUCCAGGUAUUGAGAAGUUCAAAGGCCAAUAUUUCCAUAGUCGCCAAUACAAGCAAACGGAAGGAUUUGAGGGGAAGCGCAUCCUGGUGAUCGGACUAGGAAACUCGGCCUCCGAUAUUGCAGUGGAGCUGAGUAAGAAGGCUGCACAGGUAUUUAUCAGCACCAGACAUGGGUCCUGGGUCAAGAGUCGCAUAUCAGAUGAUGGCUAUCCUUGGGACAUGAUAUUCCACACCCGGUUUGCCUCCAUGCUCCGAAAUACCUUGCCACGAACGGUUCUGAAAUGGAUGACGGAACAGCAGAUGAAUCAGUGGUUCAGCCAUGAAAAUUAUGGUCUUGAACCUCAAAACAAAUACCUUAUGAAAGAAGUAGUGCUGAAUGAUGAUCUCCCAAGUCGUCUGCUAUGUGGACUCGUCAAGGUGAAGCCGAGAGUGAAGGAGCUCACAGAAACUACUGCCGUCUUUGAAGAUGGAACCAUGGAGGAGGACAUUGACGUCAUUGUCUUUGCCACGGGAUAUACUUUCUCUUUUCCCUUCCUUGAAGAGACCGUGGUUAAAGUUGAGAAUAAUAUGGUCUCUCUUUAUAAAUGCAUAUUUCCCCCUCAGCUGCAGAAAUCAACUCUUGCAUGCAUUGGCCUCAUCCAGCCCCUUGGUUCCAUUUUCCCAACUGUUGAACUUCAAGCUCGCUGGGUGACAAGAGUUUUCAAAGAUUUGUGUACUUUGCCCUCAGAGAGUAUUAUGAUGGCAGACAUUAUCAAGAGGAAUGAAAAAAGAAUUGACCUGUUUGGAAAGAGCAAUAGCCAGAUUUUGCAGACCAAUUACAUCGACUACUUGGACGAGCUUGCCUUAGAGAUUGGGGUGAAGCCAGACCCAUUUUCUCUCUUAUUAAAAGAUCCUAAACUGGCAAUUAAACUCUACUUUGGACCCUGCAACUCCUAUCAGUACCGCCUGGUUGGCCCUGGGCAGUGGGAAGGAGCCAGGAGUGCCAUCUUCACCCAGAACCAGAGGAUAUUGAAGCCUUUAAAGACUCGUUCUCUGAAGGCUUCCUCUACUUUCCCACUUUCCUUCCUAUUGAAAAUCCUUGGGCUCCUUGCUAUUCUUGUGGGCUUUUUACUCCAACUUCAGUAGUUCCAGUCUCCCGGAUACAGCUUUUGGCUGCAUGGUUUAUCUGUACCUCUUAAUGGGAAACAAAAACUAAAAAUCUACAUUCCAAAGUUCAGAGUUAGGAGGGACAACCUGAGAAUUAGCAGAAUCUGGUAUGUAUAUAAAAUCACAAGUUUCGCCAGGAGAUUUCUUUCCCAUUCCACCUUUUCCUCUCUAUAAAAAACAAACUAAAAAUAAUAUAUGCUGUAUGAAUUGUGAUAAGAGUUGUACAAGCCCCUAUAACAUGAUAAAUAAAUAAAUAAUAAAGGCCUGGGUAAAUAAAUAAAUAAUAACACAGGCCUGGAUAAGUUCUGCUAUAUGGGAAUUACAUAAACACAAUUAUAUACAAUGAAAAGGAAGCAUGUGGUUUAAAGUAUUGGAUAAAUUUCAUUGUCUGGUGAUUAGUGAGAAGGUUGGCAUUUCAAACUUCCCAGCCAUGAUGCAAGUGAAAAUUGAGCCAUCCUGUUUCCAUGAAGAUUUAUGGCCACAGAAACCCUGCUAUUCUCUCCAGUAGAUUCGCUGUGAGUCAGAAUCGACUCAGUGGCAGUAGAUUUGCUUUUGUUAUUUAAUAUCCUAUACAAUGUGCUUGAUAAUCUUUCUAUCUGGACUCUGUUUGAUAACAAAGGCCUCAUGUUUGCAUGAUCCAUUUGCUUGGGGGGGGUGGGAGGGUGUCACAAAAAUACUGGAGAAAAAUUGAAAAGGAACUUAGAAAAUAGAAACAAUGCUGAGACAUAUUUUUAGAACCUCAUAUUGAAAGCUGACCACAUAUCCACAUUUGUUAUAUUUUGACAGAAAUAUUUCUGUAGAAGUAAACAUGCCAGACUAGCUAGCUAAUAAAUAUUUAGUGCUUAUCAUAGACCCCACAUUGCUGUACUCAUAUUGCAAGUAUGAUUUCAUUUAAUUCUUGUAAAAAUUUGUGAUGUGGGGGCAACUAUUGUACCCAUUUUACAGAAGUAGAAACUGAAAUUCAGAAAAGUUGACUAACAUAUCUAAGACCACACCAUUAGUAAGUGAUAGAAGUGUGAUUGGAUUUUGGCUUUAUAAAUGAAGAUGAUAACCUCAUCCCAUAAUACUUACAGAAAUGUCUAUUAUUAACAGACUAUGCAUUAAUAGACUAUUUCAUGUAUACUCACAUAUGUGUUACUUUGGGGGUUCCUUACAUAGAAAACAACACUCUUACAAAUAUGCUUGAAUAAAUUGUAUUGGUAAUUUUUUUAUUAACAUGCUGCCUAGAUCUAAAAAGCACUUGAAGAAAUUUACAAUAAAAGAUGUCAUUAUUGUU